This is a messenger RNA of Puccinia graminis f. sp. tritici CRL 75-36-700-3, 337 nucleotides long. RefSeq lists its product as uncharacterized. The record is from RefSeq and is a predicted model, not a curated record. The coding region runs from base 101 to 337 and encodes 78 amino acids. NCBI's taxonomy places the organism in Eukaryota, Fungi, Basidiomycota, Pucciniomycetes, Pucciniales, Pucciniaceae. The transcript has 3 exons.
AUGAAAUUGACCAUCAAUACUCUCUCGAGCUCAAUCUUUUCUUGCACUGUCCAUCAGCAGAGCACUCGCAAACGAUCCCGUCUUCAGAAAAGGCUCUAAGAUGUUCCCUGUCUACUGCCGAGAGAUUGACACUCAUCCCGUUCCAUAUGGUGUACAGCUUCUCACCGGAAAAUCGUACUACCCGAGUUAUAGCCCAAUCCCAUCAGAAAAUCCAGUUCCAGGAGUCUUCACCAUCAACGAAGAUUACCUUGCGGUUUGUUGUAUCCGAAGGGCACCGCCCCGUCAACUGAUGGAUCUUAAGACGUGUAACGCCGCAAACCGUAUACCCGGGGCUUGA